Molecule: messenger RNA, 2943 nt
Organism: Fusarium falciforme
Lineage: Eukaryota; Fungi; Ascomycota; Sordariomycetes; Hypocreales; Nectriaceae
Product: E3 ubiquitin-protein ligase PEP5
Exons: 7
Coding region: 1-2943 (980 amino acids)
Biological process (GO): intracellular protein transport; endosome organization; organelle fusion
Cellular component (GO): HOPS complex; endosome
Molecular function (GO): protein binding; protein-macromolecule adaptor activity
Source: RefSeq, a predicted model, not a curated record
AUGGCCAUCUCGUGGAAGUCGUUUGACUUCUUCGACGUCACCCAAAUCAAUCUCGCCGACGAUGAAACCCGACAGCUCUUCGAGGGCAACGAGAUCGCGAGCGUCUGCGCGGGCUCCGACAGCCUGUUUAUCGGGUCUUUUGAUGGAUAUGUGAGCAUCAUAGGCAAGGCAUGGAAGAUCAUAAAGCGCUUCCAAGCCUACGAGGCGGGGAGCAUCACGCAUAUGCGCCAGGUUGAGGGAACGAGUCUGUUGUUGACGGUUGCGGAGGACAUGAGCAGCGAGCCUGUGUUGAAGGUGUGGGCGCUUGACAAGUUGGUCAAGAAGACCAACAUGCCCACAUGCUUGAGCACCGUGUCCAUCAACAACAACCGCCGGCAAUUUCCCAUUUCGGCAUUCGCGGCUACCGACGACAUCACCCAGAUCGCCGUAGGAUUCACGAAUGGCUCCGUCACGGUCAUCAGAGGCGAACUCAUCCACGAUCUCGGAACGAAACAACGCAUAGUCUUCGAGUCCGAGGAGCCGGUCACCGGUGUACAGCUUACGACUGACAUGAAACUCAAACUCACAACCCUUUUCGUCUCGACGACUUCCAGGAUACUGAAGCUGGGUCUGUCCAAGAAAGGCCAGGGACUCCCCCCUAAAACCGUCGAGGAUACGGGAUGCGCAGUCGGGUGUAUGACGCAAGAUCCGAAUACAGACGGCGUCGUGGUUGCGCGGGACGAUGCCAUAUACACCUACACAUUGGAAGGCCGUGGACCACCCAGGGCGUACGAGUCGCCAAAGAGCAAGAUCGACAUCUAUCACGAAUAUGUGGCACUCGCUUGUCCACCGGCAAGUCAUAGCGGCAAAGACUCCGAGGCUAUGAGACGGCGCUUUGGAAGCAGUACGGCUAAUUCCCUCUUCAAUGCGUCGUCUUUUGUGAUGUUGGAUAUGGAUCUUCGGGUGAUUGGCCACACCGAGACAUUGAUGUCGCCCGUGGGAUUCUUUGUCGACAUCUGGGGAGAUUUUUACACUAUUACUCAAGAUGGCAAGAUCUACCGAUAUCACGAAAAGAGCCUACAACAAAGGUUGGAAAUGCUGUACCAGAGGAACAUGUUCCCGCUGGCUAUCGAGCUGGCGCAAAAGUCUGGAUUAGAUGCUGAGCAGCAAAGCCUCAUCUAUCGCCGUUUUGGCCAUCACCUUUACCAAAAAGCCGACUAUGACGGCGCCAUGGUUCAGUAUAUUCGAGCAAUCGACACAACUGAGCCAUCGCAAGUCAUUCGCAAGUUCCUGGACACGCAACGCAUCCACAAUCUCAUCCAGUACUUGGAACAACUCCAUGAGCACAGAAAGGCGACGGCUGAUCAUACUACCCUCCUUCUCAACUGCUAUGCCAAGCUCAAGGAUAUCAACAAGCUGGAAAAAUUCAUCAAGUCCCCAGGUGACCUCAAAUUUGAUCUUGAUACCGCAAUCGCCAUGUGCCGGCAAGGCGGUUAUUAUGAACAGGCGGCAUACCUUGCCAAGCAGCACGGCGAGACCGAUCUUGUGGUCGAUAUCCUGAUUGAGGACUCCAAGAACUACUCAGAAGCGCUUGACUUCAUCUGGCGCCAGGAUCCAGAUAUAGCCUACCCUUGUCUUCAAAAGUACGCUCGAGUGCUCAUUGAGAACUGCCCUCAAGACGCCACAAAACUCUUUGUGGAUUACUACACAGGCAACUACCGGCCCAGGCGUACAGUGGUGGUGCAGAAUGCGACCGAUACGCCUACUAGCGGAGGCUUUGCAGCUGGUGCUGCCAGUGCGGUCCAGAACCUGUCCAGCCUUCUCCCCUUACCAUACAUGAACACUUCAACGAUCGCAUCUCCAGGGACACCUGGAAAUACCAAGGCUGUCGUGAGCGACAGUAACCUCCUCGUUGAUGACGACGCCCCUGCACCAAAGUAUACUCCUCCUCCUCCACGAACCGCUUUCUCAUCUUUUAUCGACCAUCCCGAUGAGUUUAUUGUCUUUCUCGAGGCAUGCUUGGAGGAAGAAGACCUUGAAUCCAGUGACCGAACCGACCUAUAUACUACCCUUUUCGAAAUGUAUUUGUACAAGGCGGGAGAGAAGAAGGGCCAGCAUCACAAGGAAGAGUGGGAGGCAAAGGCAAAGAAGCUUAUUGAGGGUGAACACGUCCCCAUGGAGAGCUCAAACGUUUUGCUUCUGUCGCAUCUUGCGGAUUUCAGGGACGGAACAGUGCUUGUGAAGGAGCAGGCGGGUCUUCUCUUUGACAUCUUCAGGUCUUACACAUCGGCCAAGGAUACUCGAGGAGCGAUCAAGGCCUUGAGGAAGUAUGGCCCUGAAGAGCCGCAGCUUUACCCAGCUGCGUUGGCAUACCUAACUUCCGACCCGCGGGUGUUGGAGGAGGCUGGGCCGGAUGAGCUGUCUCAUAUCCUGACCAAGAUUGACAAGGACGGACUGAUGGCGCCUUUGCAGGUGAUCCAGACGCUGGUGGGACAAUCUUCAGGUGGUGGUGUGGCUACCAUGGGUAUGAUCAAGCCCUACCUUCAUGAGACAAUCACGAGGGAGCGCAAGGAGAUUGCUUCGAACCGACACCGAAUCAACACGCUUCGAGGGGACACGGAGAAGCGUCGCGAGGAGCUGGCCGAUCUCGGAUCCAAACCAGCCGUAUUCCAGGCCACAUGGUGCUCAGACUGCAGCCAGAGACUGGACCUCCCUGCGGUACAUUUCCUGUGCAAGCACAGCUUCCACCAGCGAUGCGUACGAAAUAGCGGCAAGGAUGGCGAGGCCGAGUGUCCCAAGUGCGCAGGUGAGAACGACAUGAUCCGCAAGAUGCGCGAGGGUCAGAGAGAGAGGGCAAACAAACAUGAGCUGUUCAAGAGCGAUCUGGAGAACAGCGAUGACAGGUUCAGCACGGUGGCGGAGUGGUUCUCGAGAGGUGUGAUGGAUGGGCAGAGUGCUGAAUGA